This is a messenger RNA of Laccaria bicolor S238N-H82, 414 nucleotides long. RefSeq lists its product as uncharacterized. The record is from RefSeq and is a predicted model, not a curated record. The coding region runs from base 1 to 414 and encodes 137 amino acids. The transcript has 4 exons. Lineage: Eukaryota; Fungi; Basidiomycota; Agaricomycetes; Agaricales; Hydnangiaceae.
AUGGCAGUGCCCGAGCUCACACAACAAAUGUUCGACGCCGACAACGUGCGACAAUCUCAAAGCCAGGAUAAGACGAUGAAGGAGGGUACAUACCGUCUGGUGUUUCACAGGGGUUAUUCGUUUAUUGUCAUCCAGAAUCCUCAGUCCCCUAAUCAACAGCGUUAUAGACCAAGAGAUUCGAAGAAUUCUCUUCGCUACAAGCAGCUCAAGGAUGGCCGCAUCCUUUUGGGUUACAAUGUCCACAAGGCACGUUUCACUGUAAACAAAAUGUUCUUGAACACCCCCAAUGCCAUUCAACAUACUACACGGCCCGCAAUCCCUCAGGCUUCGACACGGUGUAUCGCCGUCUCUACGCGCGGGUCGCUUGCGGACAUUGGAUGGUGUUUUCGCAAAGGCAUCCUUUCGGAACCAUAA